This is a messenger RNA of Neltuma alba, 579 nucleotides long. RefSeq lists its product as uncharacterized. The record is from RefSeq and is a predicted model, not a curated record. Bases 1 to 579 code for a protein of 192 amino acids. Lineage: Eukaryota; Viridiplantae; Streptophyta; Magnoliopsida; Fabales; Fabaceae. The transcript is spliced from 2 exons.
AUGCAUGAUAGGAAGCAACUUAAGAAUAGAUUUGACAUUUUGAGAAAGGAUUGGAAGUUGUGGGACAAACUUAUGUCUGGGGAGACUGGCAUUGGUUAUGAUGCAGUGACAAAUAGGGUGGAUCCCAAUUUCAAGAAAUUUAGACAUCAGGGGUUGAUGUUUGCAUCAGACCUAAUGAGGAUAUUCAAAGAUGUUGUGGCUUCGGGAGACUUUAUGUAUGCACCAUCAGCCUCACAACCUCAGCCAGCAUUCACUCCACAGCCUGACACAGAAGAGGAGGAUGUUUAUAGAGUCGGGCUCGACCAACAGGAAGGGUCGGGGGACAAUAAGGAUGAAAAUUUCGAUGUUGACCCAACAGCCACUGCAGGGAUCUCAGAUGAUUUUUCCGGUUGCAACUUAAACAACCCUUCAAGUACUAGACCAAGUGACUCAGGAAGCUAUGGAAAGAGGAAGAGGGGUGAGACGUCUGAUGCGAAGAAGAAGAAAAAAGUUGCUGCGACUACAAAAAUUUUUGAUAGCCUGAGUGUUAUAGCAGCUGCGUCUGAAAAGCGAGCAUCAGCAUUGGUUGAAGAUCCCUAA